UCGGCUGUGAAGUUUCAAUAAUUUUUAAAUACCUUAGUUACUUACAUACAUAUUUAGCUCAAGUGUCUAAAACUUUAACAAUUCCAUAAGAACCGCAGCAGCAUAUUUGUUAAAAAAAAAGAUUACAACAACCAUACCUGUUAAAGAGUUUUAACUCAAAACCAGUCGGCCUCAUGAAUAACAAGUCCGCUUUACUUGUGUCAUAAGCUAAAUAUAUUUUACUGGGAAUCUAUUGCAAGUACAUAUAUACUACAUAUGUACAUACAUACGUAAAUCUAUUGAGUGAAAAUAAUUCCAAUUUGAAAUUCUAGAGGCUUAUGCUGGAUUAUUAUUACCCACUUUAGUAUGCGUACAUAAGCAUAUGCAAAUUUUAAAUCUAAUCAAAUAGACCAAAAAUCAUACAUAUAAAUACAUAUAUUUUGUAAAGCAUUCCUUGGACGACGCAAAAAGAGAGUUUUAAAAAGAAACAUUGGAAAAUGUUCAGUCCUGAUUAUGAAAAGCGUAUUCUGAAACAUUGUAGUCCAGUCGCUCGAAAUCUCUUCAACGCAUUCGAGGCGGCUUCAACAUCAACAUCUCUUGAUCGAUUUAUACCAUGCAGAGCCAACAACAAUUGGCAAACCAAUUUUGCAUCUAUAAAUAAAUCGAAUGAGAAUUCACCUCAGACAAGUAAAAAGCAACGUGACUGCGGUGAAUCUGCACGUGAUAGCUUAGCAUACUCCUGCCUAUUAAAGAAUGAACUUCUAGGCACCGCCAUUGAGGACGUGAAGGCGGUUAGUGAUGAACGCAACGAGAACACCUACACACCAGCGGCGAAAAGAAGUCUUUUCAAGUACCAAUCGCCCACAAAGCAGGAUUUCAAUGAACAGUGCCCAUAUUCGCUUUCACCAGUCAGUACGAAAAGCCAAAAACUACUGCGAUCGCCGCGGAAAGCAACUAGAAAAAUAUCUCGGAUACCAUUUAAGGUGUUAGACGCUCCCGAACUUCAAGAUGACUUUUACUUGAAUUUGGUCGAUUGGUCAUCGCAAAAUGUGCUUGCUGUCGGUUUAGGCAGUUGCGUUUAUUUGUGGAGCGCAUGUACUAGUCAGGUAACUCGCCUAUGCGACCUUAACACGGAUUCGAAUACCGUAACAUCGGUGUCAUGGAAUGAGCGCGGCAAUUUAGUGGCAGUUGGUACACAUCACGGCUUCGUCACAGUUUGGGAUGUGGCUGCAAGUAAACAAAUUAAUAAAUUGACUGGUCACUCAGCACGUGUAGGUGCAUUAGCGUGGAAUGGUGAAAUUUUGUCGAGUGGUUCACGUGAUCGUUUGAUUAUACAGAGGGAUACCCGCACACCAGCGCAACAAUCAGAACGUCGUUUGGCAGGCCACCGACAAGAGGUUUGCGGCCUUAAAUGGUCACCCGACAAUCAGUACCUAGCGAGUGGCGGUAACGACAAUCGCCUAUAUGUGUGGAAUCAGCAUUCCCUUAAUCCAGUACAAUCGUAUACAGAACAUACUGCAGCGGUAAAAGCCAUUGCCUGGUCCCCACAUCAUCAUGGUUUAUUGGCAAGUGGUGGUGGCACUGCCGAUCGUUGCAUUCGCUUUUGGAAUACCCUAACAGGUCAGCCGAUGCAGUGCGUCGACACCGGUUCACAAGUGUGCAAUUUGGCUUGGUCGAAACACUCGUCUGAGUUGGUAUCCACACACGGUUACUCUCAAAAUCAAAUAUUGGUAUGGAAAUAUCCUUCUCUGACACAAGUGGCAAAGCUAACUGGACACUCGUAUCGCGUGCUUUACUUGGCAUUAAGUCCGGAUGGAGAGGCAAUAGUAACAGGAGCUGGUGAUGAAACUCUACGCUUUUGGAAUGUAUUUAGUAAAGCACGCAGUCAAAAAGAGAACAAAUCCGUACUGAACCUAUUUACCAAUAUUAGAUAAGCACCAUUCGAGUGAACAAUUGCACUGCUUAAAAAACCUUAUAACAUGGACAACUACAACAUAAUGGGCCUAGGCUGCUGCGUCAAAAUAGCACCAUUCAAAAGUGACUGUCGAAAUUCAAAAUAAAUUUUUAAAACAUAGGGCAUCUUCUUCCGAUUUUUAAUUUAAUUUUAAUGACAAAAUUCGGUAUUACGGAGUAUCAAAUUAGAUGGCUUAGUGCAGCUUGUUUAUAAAAUGGAGCAAGUCAUUUUCACAUUCCAUAUCAAAAUGUGCGAAUACUCUAAUGGCGUUUUCUUUUCUUGAAAAAAUGUCACUUUCGUAUAUGGCAACAUUAUCAGAGUGCAACAUUUUAAAGAAAGAGCACACAAUAAACAUGUGAACAUGCUGAGAAAAGAACACGAAAACUUGACAACCCUGGCGCAGGGCAGGAUAAAUGCAAAAUUAUUUCGAGAAAGAAAACGCCAUUAGAUAUGUAAGUACAUAUAGCUAAUUUACUAAUAUACUGCCCCAACUCGUAAAACGGAUUGUUUUAGCAUAUCGAGGACUUAUAUUCAAUACCCUCUAUCUGAACUUUUCACAAAAAUGAGAUUCUGAUAUGAACAUGCACCUAAGACUUAACUGUCAUCGGUGAUGUUAAUGCUGACCUUGUAUAAGGCUUGACAGAAGAAUUUCUAUUAAAUUGUAAAGUCAGAAUUAACUUCAGUGAUAACAGGUAAGUCCCAGAUGGGUUCUAACAUCACAAAGUAGUUUUUGUGAAAAUUGCAGAUAGAGGGUAUUGAAUAUAAGCCCUCGAUAUGUUAGCAAAAAUACUCGCUAUAACAUGCUUGGUACUGUGCGUAAAUUGCAAAAUCUUGUGUACUUUUCGCGUGUGAAGAGAAUACGCAUUUUCAUUUCCCGGCGUGCGUAAGUCGAUAUGACCGUUUUUUGUAAAUGAGCUAUAUGUCUUUAUGUAUGUGUGUGCAUAAAACAAUAUACUCCCUCAAAAUAUGUAGUAAUGAAAGUCCAUUUCAAAAAUAAUACAAGUUUUCAACUUCAUUAUUUUUAAAGUCGAAUUUUCAUAAUACUAUUUAUCAUUACAUAAAUUGUAGAUGUUAGUUAGGAUCUUUAUUACUAUUUCUCGUUCAAACAAUUUGCUAUGAUUAAUCGGAUUAUGUAAUAAAAUAAAUUAGACGAAACUUGUCAAAAUUACCUAAAACUGGAGCCGAAGUGACUUGCUUCAUUUGAAACAAAUGCCACAUUGCCUGUUAUUUUCUCCAAAUAGUUAUAUCUAAAAGUGUUAUUAUUAUGAACAUUGCUUCAUUUGGUAAUAGUAGUGCAGGGCUCCACAAAACUAUGUAACAAAAAUUAGUUGCUUUAAUCAGAUUUAAAAAUCAGUUUACGUACUGCAUAUGGAUAUGCAAAUUGUUUGGUAUGCCCUAAAAAAUACACAUAUUCGACUACAUAUCGACACCUCCAAACCAUACUAUGCUAAGUCUAAGGUGACUUAGUAUGGUAUGGUUUGGAAGUGUCGAUAUGUAAAACGAAAUUGUAAUUUUCAUAAAUUGUCAUUGUUCUAUAAAAUUUUGCGUAAGGAAAGAAGUAAAAGCAUUUAUAGCAACUUAAAAGCGUGCAAUCUUUAAUAUAUAACUUUGUACUAAUUCAGAUUAGCAAAUUGCAUUACAUCACCAAGGAAAUUUUCGUUAAACACGAUGUAGGAGUAUGUUUAUUUGAGGCUUAUGGUAUUUUCAUUGAGGUAGUAAAUUCUCUAAAAGAAGGAAACCGGAAAGAAGCCAUGUACUUGUUUAUCCACACAAAAAUGUACGGCGUUUAGCUGAGAUAGCCUUUGUUUGUCAAGUCGUGAAGAAAUGCAUUCGCCAUUACAGAAGGUUGACAGAAGGUAAAACUCAUUCAUACUGUGAGUGUUGAGAGUUUUUUUGUCAUCUCAUGAUAUAUGUACUACAUACAUAUAUACUAAUGUAUGUAAAUAUGUAACUAAAUAUUUAUAAAAAUCGUAAGUUUAUGGCACACGUUGAGUUGUUCUCUCUUUUGACAAAUGAUACAACUUUGCUUUUUGCAAUACUAUAUAUAGGCAUUUUACGAAACCAUAUUCCUAAAUAUUUUAUUUUGUACUAAAUUAGUCGUCAUAAAGUGAGGAUUUCAUUUGUUAAAAAGCCGCUUUUGAGAUGCUCUGGUGUGGUCUCGCGUGUAAGCAUGCAAACGCACUGAUAACUUAAAAUUGCAAGUAAAAAUGAUUCCUUUAUUUAGAACACUUAUCCAAUAAAAUAAAGUAAAUAAAAACUAAUUUGUUGAUUAAAAAGCCAAUAUUUCAAGAUGCUUGGAAUAUGUGAGCCAAAAAGAUAAUUAAAUACAUUUAUUUGCUAAGAGUGCUUAAACAUCAUUAAAAAUACUUGCUAAUAAAGUAUUUCAAUUAUCUAAUAAAUACAUGAAAUACUUCGUUCCACUAUCUACCUAUAUUCAGAUAUUCAGCAAUGUAAGUAAUAUGAGUUUUUGGAACAAUUGCUUUAUAUUUAAUCGACUACCUACUACAUACAUAAGUAAAUUACUUACAACUUUCAAUUUUCAUUAUUUCAAACUUAAUUGCAUACCAUGCAACUUCAAAAAAAAGAAGAAAAUUUACAUUUGUGACUGCAAAGAAUUGUGACUAAAAGAAAUAUUUGGCAAAUAUAAUUUAUAUUUGUUUUUGUUCUGUUUUUUCUUAACACCUUUUGUUCAUCUUAUUUUAUUUGAACUCUUAAAAAAUGUAUUGACAUUAUUUAAAGGUCACAUUAUAUUUUUUACAAUCUUUCGCUAAUACAUUACUCUAUUUUUGUUUUAAUUUAAUAUUGCUAGUUUAUAUAAAACAACAAGGCGUUUUAAUUAUAUUUAGCAAAUUCUACAAAAAUAUAGUUGAAAUCAUUCACCUUGAAUCCCAUCAUUAACCUUGAAUCCCAUCCAUCCGUAUGUAAUACAAUCCAUUUUCAAAUUAAUUGGGAUAAACUCACCCCCACUUCUUAAUUCAUUAUUUUAGUUAUUAUUUUGAAAACUUACAAAUGUAAUUUUAUAUUUUGUAUAUACACAGGUUUUACCUGGAAUUUAGUCACAUGUGUGUAUGUAAUAAUUUUGUACAUGCUUAAAGAUGUACGAUAUUUUGAAUUAUUGAGCUGGAUUUAUAAUUGUAAUAAUUUUAAUACUUAAUUGGAUAAAAAUAAAUUUUAAAACAAAUGUGUAUCAAUACAUUCCA
Rhagoletis pomonella (apple maggot) is the source of this 5133-nucleotide messenger RNA. It is a transcript of the gene fzr, whose product is annotated as fizzy-related protein homolog. Gene Ontology annotation, biological process: positive regulation of ubiquitin protein ligase activity; positive regulation of anaphase-promoting complex-dependent catabolic process; anaphase-promoting complex-dependent catabolic process. The transcript has 7 exons. The record is from RefSeq and is a predicted model, not a curated record. Gene Ontology annotation, cellular component: anaphase-promoting complex. Bases 477 to 1913 code for a protein of 478 amino acids. Gene Ontology annotation, molecular function: protein binding; anaphase-promoting complex binding; ubiquitin ligase activator activity. NCBI's taxonomy places the organism in Eukaryota, Metazoa, Arthropoda, Insecta, Diptera, Tephritidae.